CUCCGCGCGGGGAAGCCUCUGCCUGCCAGUUCUCCUGGCAUCUAGUGUCAGCCAGUGAAUCCGGCUGUGACCAAGAGGCUAGGCUCUUGCCUAGAAUACUCCGUGUAUGAAAGGAGACGGCCACUUCCACUUCCAGAAAUCUACCACAGCUGGAUUAGGAGACCUGGUGCUCCGAGAGAUGCACCUCCACUUGGGGGAUGGGGUCAAGUAGGAUUUGAAGUAAAGUGGUUGCCAUUCCUCAUGCCUCCAGUAACAUGCCGACCUUUUUGUUGCUUUUUUGGUCUGAGGAGCCGGUGCAGGGAAGGGCUUGGGUUUAUGCUGUCUCCUUCCUUGUUUCCUAAGUAUUGCUUGGUGUGUUUCAAGUUUCUCUGUUGUACAUACAAGUAGGCUUAUUCCAGCCCACUUCAAGUGCAUUUCAUAGGAUGUCAGUUGCUGUAGAGAACUAUGGUGUUUGAACUAUAAAAUUAAGGGGAAAGGAGAGUGUUGGAGAUGUGCAUAUGCUAGUCCUGGGCCUUGAACUUAGGGCCUGGGCUUUGUUCCUGAGUUUUUUGCUCAAGGCCAGCUCUCUACCAUUUGAGCCACACCUCCACUAAAACUUUCUGGUAGUUAAUUGGAGAUGAGUCUCAUAGAUUUUCCUGUCCAUGCUGGCUUCAAAGUACACCUCAGAUCUCAGCCUCCUGAGUAGCUAGGAUUACAGGUGUGAGCCCCUGGAGCCUAGUUGGCAGAUUCCUCUUGAAAGUGAGUGCAUGCUCCACUGUAGAAAAGUGUUUUAAGUGCAAGUGGUUUCUACCAUGCCAAUGUACUUAAAUGCUAGAAUUGAGUGUAGGGAUGGGGGUGGUUCCUUCUAACUGGAAUUGCACAAAAUUCACAUGCCUCUAUGCAUAUAUGUGCCUGUAAGUAAUUGUUAGUAAAAGUGAACCAGCUGGUUACUGGUCCUUUUACUAGUAACUAGCUGGUAUUUAUUGGAGUGAGACUGUUCUAUCCAGUCUUGGUGGAGGUUGUCUAAAAGCAGGUAGAUGUUAGAAUUUUAUCUAAGUUACUCCAAUAGCCAGCUUCUGUAGGUAAGACAGCUCACAAUGAGAGACACAUAGGGUUAUAUAAUGUGUACACAUUAUAGAUAACAUUUAUUGUUAUACUUGAUACGUAUUUCUCUGGAAAGAAAUGUUUUAAAUUGUUAGGCAUCUGAAUUACUUUGCUUCAUGUGCACAACCCACUCACCCAUACCUUCCAGGCACCUCUGGCAAGAGUAUGAACUUAGGGUCUCCUACUUGCUAGAUAGGGGUUCAACCACUAAGCCACAUGCCCUCAGCCCUUUGGCUUUAGUUUUCAAAGAGUCUUGCAUUUAUGUCCCACCUGGCCUGGCCUGAGAAUCCUAUUUAUGAUUUCUGCAUAUCUAGGAUGACAGGCAUGAUAAUACCACUGUGGCUUACUGGACACACUUUUUAAAAAAAUGUUUUUAAGACACUUUCUUGCUAUAUAGCCUAGGUUGGCCUAGAACUCCGUGAUCCUUCUGUUUUCAUCUCCUGAGUGGUGGGAUUACAGGUGUGCACCAUCACACCUGUCUAGACACAACCUUCUUAUAGGAUGGGCAAUUAACAGAGAAGAAGGUCAGAAAAGGUUCCAUUUAAUUAAAACAGUUUUCAAUUUUUUGAAAGUAACACACCUUCAGGUUACUUUGUCAUAGACAUCUCUGUCUUUUGUCCUGGAACUGGGGUCUGAACUUAGGGACACUGUCCCUUAAAUUAUUUUUUGUUGUUGUUGUUUGGUUUUUUGCACAGGCUAGAGCCCUACCACUUGAGCCACAGCUCCACUUCAGUUUUUUGUGGUUAAUUGGAGAUAAAAGUCUCACAGACUUUCCUGCCUGGUGUAGCUUUGAACCUCAAUCCUUAAAUCACAGCCUUGUAAGUACUGUGAAUGACCGGGACCAGGCCCAUGUCUAACAUGAAGUGAAUCAGAAGUAAAAAUGUUUUCUGAAGUGAGAACUCCAGGCUCUUCCCUUGAUAGCAUUUCUUUUGCCUUCCAUUUAGUUUCAUAUCAUGUAUAAGGCUAAAGCUGUCUAUUUCCUCAAGUCAUUUAGAAGUAUUUUCUUAGGAGUAUCAUAAAAUUUUCAGACCCCCAAAUUGGAUUCUUGAAAAGUUACUAGGCUCUUUCAAGUUUCUGGAAGAAUAUGUGCUUUGUUUCUACAUGAAUAAGUGUGUAGGUAUUUUGAUGGCCAUUCUUUUGUUUUACAGAAUUAAUAACUAAUAUUUAUAUAAGACAGAAGAAAAAGAUGUCAUUCCGUAAAGUAAACAUCGUCAUCUUGAUCUUGGCUGUUGUUCUCUUCUUACUGGUUUUGCAUCAUAACUUCCUCAGCCUGAGCAGUCUGCUAAGGAAUGAGGUUUCAGAUUCAGGAAUUCUGGGGCUCCAGCCUAUUGCCUUUGUCCCAAAUGCUCCUAGACAUCUAGUAGACAGGAGAGGAGAGGAGAUUCCUGUGGUCAUUGCAGCAUCUGAGGACAGGCUUGGCGGGGCCAUUGCAGCCAUAAACAGCAUUCAGUUCAACACUCACUCCAACGUGAUUUUCUACAUUGUUACCCUCAACAGCACAGCAGACCAUCUGCGGUCUUGGCUCAACAGUGCUUCCCUGAGAAACAUAAAGUACAAAAUUGUGAAUUUUGACACUAAACUUCUGGAAGGGAAAGUAAAGGAGGAUCCUGACCAGGGGGAAUCCAUGAAACCAUUAAACUUUGCAAGAUUCUACUUGCCAAUCCUGGUACCCAGUGCAAAGAAGGCCAUAUACAUGGAUGAUGAUGUGAUUGUGCAAGGUGAUAUUCUUGCCCUGUACAAUACUCCGCUGAAGCCAGGACAUGCUGCUGCAUUUUCAGAUGAUUGUGAUUCAACUUCCACUAAAGUUCUCAUCCGUGGAGCAGGGAACCAGUACAAUUACAUUGGCUAUCUUGACUAUAGAAAGGAAAGAAUUCGUAAGCUUUCCAUGAAAGCCAGCACAUGUUCCUUUAAUCCUGGAGUUUUUGUUGCAAACCUGACAGAAUGGAAGAGACAGAAUAUAACUAGCCAGCUGGAAAAAUGGAUGAAGCUCAAUGUAGAAGAGGGACUCUACAGAACACUGGCUGGCAGCAUUACAACACCUCCUCUGCUUAUUGUAUUUUAUCAACAGCAUUCCACAAUUGACCCCAUGUGGAAUGUCCGCCAUCUGGGUUCCAGUGCUGGAAAACGGUAUUCACCCCAGUUUGUAAAGGCUGCCAAGUUACUCCAUUGGAAUGGACACUUUAAGCCAUGGGGAAGAACUGCUUCAUAUAUUGACAUAUGGGAAAAAUGGUAUAUUCCAGAUCCAACAGGCAAAUUCAGCCUGAUCCGAAGACAUACAGAGAUGUCAAAUAUAAAGUAAAAUAGAAUUUAAACUAUAACCAUUUCUCAGGAAAUCCUGUUGGAUCCAUAUGUAGGAAUUAACAGAUGCCAGACUUCUACGCCUAUUUGUAGCAAUCCAAAAAUGAAAUGUUCAGUUCAGUAAAGGUAUCAAAUUGCCCUGUUUGGCAAAGAUUGUCUCCAGCUGCCUCACCAAGUGUUUGCUCACCACAGUGCUCAUUGACCAGAAGAAUGGACUAAGGCUGGUAACUAAGUACAGCUAGUUCAAAACUGCUGCUUGGUUUUAAUUUUGUAACCUGUGUCCUCAUCUGUAAAUAAAUCCUACAUUUUUUUCCCCCAAUAGA
This is a messenger RNA of Perognathus longimembris pacificus (Pacific pocket mouse), 3704 nucleotides long. It is a transcript of the gene Glt8d1, whose product is annotated as glycosyltransferase 8 domain containing 1. The transcript is spliced from 9 exons. Lineage: Eukaryota; Metazoa; Chordata; Mammalia; Rodentia; Heteromyidae. Bases 2270 to 3382 code for a protein of 370 amino acids. The record is from RefSeq and is a predicted model, not a curated record. Gene Ontology annotation, molecular function: glycosyltransferase activity. Gene Ontology annotation, cellular component: Golgi apparatus.